ACUGGAUUGAGUCAGUGGUAGCAAGGAUCAGUAAUAAAUAGCUCAAAUGCCUUCAAUAAACAUUGUGCUGGUACAUGAAUAGUUAGAUUUAAAUAUUCAGAUUGUAUCCAUGAAAUAAAUCCUGCAUAUAAAAUCUUUGAAAACUGGCGACAGCUCUGGGUGUGUAAAGUUUUAGAAUCCCUGAAUUACAUGAUACAAAUUUGAUUUGUGAAAAUUCAGACAAAUGACAAGUGAUGAGCCAAUAGGAUUCCACGAUUUCCCAUCAUGCGCGCUGUUUGUCAGUAAUGCUAUCCAAUCAGAGGGGUUAGUUUGAAGCCGCUCAGCAAAUCCGGCGCGAGCGCCCUCCCCUUCACAAGACUCUGACCCGAUGAAGAGCUUGGCCCUGUCUAUGGGAGAAAGAUCAUUUUCAGUGUCCGCACAGUUCUUUAUUUUACCCCGGGAACCUUUACUCAUGUCAGAAUUUCAAUCAUUUCUGAUUUAAGACGGUGAAUUGUUUAAGGGCGGAAAAAACUGGCUCUAAAAUGCCAAAGAAUUUACGCUGUGAAACACUGAAAACGGAAUUAUCGGCGCUCAUGUAAAGUCAUAUAUCCGUUUGAUUGUGUUUUUUUUAAGAAGAAGAAGAAGAAGCGAAUUUUGGGAUAAACUGACCACCGAUUAUAGAGCAGAAGUCGGACGGAGUCUGUGUACCUGCGGUAUUUUAUAAGAUUGUGUCCUAAGCAUGGGGGCAUUUUUGGACAAGCCCAAAACAGAGAAGCAUAAUGCCCACGGUGCAGGUAAUGGCCUGCGUUUUGGUCUGAGCAGUAUGCAGGGCUGGCGGGUAGAGAUGGAGGACGCUCACACAGCAGUGGUGGGCCUUCCUCAUGGCCUGGAUGACUGGUCCUUCUUUGCCGUUUACGACGGGCAUGCAGGUUCACGUGUGGCCAACUACUGCUCAAAACAUCUGCUGGAGCACAUUAUCAGCAGUAGUGAGGAUUUCCGACCUGGUCGAGACUCGGUGGAAGGUGUGAAAAGUGGAAUUCGCUCUGGCUUUCUGAAGAUAGACGAGUACAUGCGCAACUUUUCUGAGCUGCGUAAUGGCAUGGACCGUAGUGGCUCAACAGCUGUGGGCGUGCUGCUUUCACCUGAGCACCUCUAUUUCAUUAACUGUGGCGAUUCUCGUGCCGUGUUAAGCCGUGCUGGUCAGGUACGCUUCUCUACUCAGGACCACAAGCCCUGCAACCCCCGUGAAAAAGAGCGCAUCCAGAAUGCCGGUGGCUCCGUUAUGAUCCAGCGUGUCAACGGCUCCCUCGCAGUGUCACGUGCCCUCGGUGAUUAUGACUACAAGUGUGUGGACGGCAAGGGACCCACAGAGCAGCUGGUGUCACCUGAGCCAGAGGUGUUUGAGAUUCCUCGUGUUCCUGAUGAGGAUGAGUUUGUGGUUCUGGCUUGCGACGGCAUCUGGGAUGUCAUGAGCAACGAGGAACUGUGUGAAUUUGUGCGUUCUCGUCUGGAGGUGUGCGAUGAUCUGGAGAAAGUCUGUAACUCUGUGGUGGACACGUGUCUACACAAAGGCAGUCGUGACAACAUGAGUGUUGUGCUAGUGUGUUUGCCAAAUGCACCCAAGGUAUCGGAGGAGGCAGUGAAGAAGGAGGCAGAACUGGACAAGUUUCUGGAGUCUCGUGUUGAGGAGAUCAUGGAGAAGUCAGGAGAGGAAGGUGUUCCGGACCUGGCUUGUGUCAUGCGCAGUCUCUCUGCCGAGAACGUCUCAAACUUGCCACCAGGAGGUGGUCUUGCGAGCAAGCGCAGUUUAAUUGAGGCCGUAUACAACAGGCUUAACCCCCAUAGAGAAGAUGAUGGGAGUGGAGGUGACCUGGACGACCCGUGGUAGCCAGAGGACACCCAUGACUGCAGUCUUCACACAGGAAUGUCCUCAGUUCACACAAAAAGAAAAUCUUUACUCACAUUUUUUGGUUUUGAUUCCGAGAGAUUCAUAGGAAGUAUUCAAAGCCAGGACCGAAAACAGAAACGCAUCAAAACACUUCUUUUGACAUGAGGAAUCUACAGAAAUGGCAAGUUUUUUUUUUUUUUUUUUUUUUUUUUUUUUUUUUUUUAAGAACUACACCAUUGUAUGGUAAAGAGUAAAAUAAUUUCACUUUUUGUUUCAUACUUUUUUCCCCCCUUCCCACUGUAAGUUAAGAGUAAUGACGAGACUGAGGAUUUGUGGCUUCUUGAGCUGUAGGAGAGACUCUGGUCUUGACGGCUGGUGGACAAUCUACAGCACCAGCGAGAGCACUAAAAGGGAGAGGCGAGGUGUUUGAACCUCUGUCAAUGUUGCAGGGUGCUCUAGCAUGAUGAGCUUCCCCUGCACUUCCUCCACUGUCUCACUGUCAAGGCUCUACCCCUCUAUUUACGCAUGCACAGCUUUCCAGAGACCUGACCGAUAGCCAUUACUUAUUUCAGAGCGUUCACCAUGUUCAGCCGCCAAAUGCCACCAACUCUUCUUAAACCCUGCAUUUACACUCUUCUCUGAUUUUCUCUCGUUUGUCAUCCUGCUGCUUGAAGAUCCUUAUAUAUCCUUUUGCAUUUUGUUAGCAGUUAUAUUUUGUCAGAUACUAGUUUUGGUGUUUGCAGUCAAACAAAAAAAGUAGUAGCACUCAUUAGAACAAGCGUUAACUAGGACAUGUGCAUUCAGCAACUUGAGGGAAAAUGAACUUCUGUAGGGAGUGUAUAUAUGGUGAGCUUUUGGGUUUUAGGUGGCCUUGAGUGCUGACCUUCCACUUCUUCCUGUGGUGCUCAUGAUGAAACAGAUCUUCACAAUCCAGUUCUAAAGGACCCUGAGCUGAAUUCACAUUCUGCAGCCUUUGAUUUAAAUCUGUUUUAAUAAGUAAAAUCUAUUUUUGUGCAGUAGAAAAACUAGAAUAAUUGGGGCUCCAGAAGAACUGGCUUCCAAAUUCUCCUAUAAAACCUCCAAUUCUUAUCCUUUUGCUCGGUUUCUCAUUUCUCUUCUUGUCCUGACUUGUGGCUUGCCUUCUGAUAUUUUUUUUUUUCUUCCUCAAAAACAGUGUACUAUACAAAACCAUUUAACACAAAACAUUUUAACUUAAUUUUUAAGCAAUUCUGAAUUUUAAAGCUUUUUUUAUUAAAGCUUUUUUUUUGUUCAUUAUGAUCAGUGGUGUAAUUGUUAUUAUUUGCAGUUAGUUUUGGUUACAGGGGAAUAGCAUGACUUUGAAUAAAGUAAUUGAGAGGGUUAAGGUUGGUAAAGUAUUUCUAAAGCAACAACACUGAACUGCAUGCAUGCAUAUAAUAUUUUGAUGUUUGCCAGUACAACGGUGAGCAAACAAUCUUCCAGUAGAUCUCCAGUGCAUACUGAAAUGUUUCAUGGGUAAAUGUUUGCCCCACAAUCUACUCCACCCCUCUUUUUUUUUUUCUUGCAUUUUUCUUUGUCUGACAUUGGGUUGACUGUUCUUUAAUUUAACAGUAUUUUUGGUUUGACGUUAACCUGCCUGUGAGAAUGACUGGAAGAUCCUAGGCGUUUGGAGUUUAUUUGCAGGACACUUGGCUGUGGAUGAAUGUACCCCUUGUUUACACAUACACACAAACAUGCAUGUAUAGUGUUGAACAACUUUUAAUGUUGCUCAUGCCUGUCAUGCCUGUGUACUUACGUACGGUCAUGUAUGUAAGUAUCAAAGUAGCCUGAUUAUAUAUAGUAAAAUAUUACACACACAGGUGACGGAUUUAAAGGAAAUCAGUACGUCUGUUGUGCUGUGGCAGUCUAGCAUGAAAGAUGUAACAUUUCAUGUGCUAGACAUCACUCUUCUGUACCACCACCAUCAUCAAAGUGCUGACUGAGGUAAUAUCUUUUGUAGGAAUGUUGAUCAUCACUUGAGUACAGUUUCAGAGACACUGAGAAUAUGUGCCAAGUCAGAUUGAAGGUGUUUUGGCAGAUCAUGGUGGCCCAACACUCUUGAAAAUGCUUUCCCUUUAAUUUGUCACAGUUCUGUGUGAUAAUCAGGCUAUCUUGGUGCACAGUUGAUUUUUUUUAAUAUAUAUAUAUAAAUAAAAACAUUGAGCUCAAAUAAGAAUAUAAUAUAUAUAUAUAUAUAUAUAUAUAUAUAUAUAUAUAUAUAUAUAUAUAUAUAUAUAUAUAUAUAUAUAUAUAUAUAUAUAAAUAUUCUUAUUUGAGCUCAAUGUUUUUUUCCACUAAAGAUAUAAUUUGUAUUUGAGGCUUUGUAUCUUUCCCCUCCCUACUGAUUUUUAACUGACCUCACCUGAUCUGGUGUGCAGCUUUAAAAUGUGUGUUGUUCAAUUUGAGAUUAUUAUAAAUUUUUGUGAUAUAUAUUAAUUAUUUCCCACUGGUACAGAAAAAUUGUAGCCAUAUGCUGGAAAGUUUCAUUUUAUGAUGGUUUAAACUAGAAAAUAAAUGUGCUAAUUAAAGCAAAA
This is a messenger RNA of Silurus meridionalis, 4419 nucleotides long. RefSeq names its product protein phosphatase, Mg2+/Mn2+ dependent, 1Bb (gene ppm1bb). Gene Ontology annotation, molecular function: magnesium ion binding; manganese ion binding; protein serine/threonine phosphatase activity. The record is from RefSeq and is a predicted model, not a curated record. The transcript is spliced from 6 exons. Gene Ontology annotation, biological process: positive regulation of canonical NF-kappaB signal transduction; protein dephosphorylation; positive regulation of canonical Wnt signaling pathway. NCBI's taxonomy places the organism in Eukaryota, Metazoa, Chordata, Actinopteri, Siluriformes, Siluridae. Gene Ontology annotation, cellular component: nucleus; cytosol. The coding region runs from base 719 to 1867 and encodes 382 amino acids.